AUGCUGUUUGGAUUUUAUAUUCUGCUCAUGUUCAGAGUUGCACGAUGUGCAGACGAUCAGAUUUUUGUGACAAAGACUGUUGGUGUUGGAGAUGAUGUGACUCUGACAUGUACCCGACAGACAUCUGCAUACAAAACAACCACCUUGUUCUGGAUCAGGCUUGUUGGUGGAAACUUGCCUGAAUUCUUGGGAGGAACACAUAGUUUUGAUUAUGAUGGUGUUAAUAAGACUCCUCACAUUAUAACUAAACAACAGCCUGGGACAUUUGUCCUGCAUAUUAAUAAAGCUGAGUUAAACGAUACUGGACUUUACUACUGUAUGAAUGUAGACCGACUAAACAUGGCAUUAUUGAAAGGGACAUUUCUGAGGAUUAAAGGACCAAAACCUGACAUCACAGCCAUCAUUCAAGACUUUCCAUCUGAUCCAGUCCGUCCAGGAGACUCUGUGAAUCUCCAGUGUUCAGUCCUCUCUGAGAGUAAGACUUGUCUAGAAGAACCCAGAGUGCACUGGUUCAGAGCUGGAUCAGAUGAAUCUCAUCCCAGUUUUAUUUAUGCUCAUGGGAACAGUGCUGAUGAAUGUGAAAAGAGUCAUGAGGCUCGUUCUCCACAGAAAUGUGUCUACAGCUUCUCUAAGAACGUCAGCUCCUCUGAUGCUGGGACUUAUUACUGUGCUGUGGCCACAUGUGGGGAGAUAUUAUUUGGAAAUGGAACAAAACUGGACAUUGAAGCUUCAGUCGUUAGCGGGUGUGAUUUACAGAGGGCCAACACAAUUAUCUACCUGCUGUGUGCUGCUUUGGCCAUAAGUCUGGUUGUAACAACCUUCCUCAUAUAUUGCAUCAAGAGAAAAUCUUGUGAUUGUUAUAACGAGAAAUGA
This is a messenger RNA of Scomber scombrus (Atlantic mackerel), 873 nucleotides long. RefSeq names its product signal-regulatory protein beta-2-like. Gene Ontology annotation, biological process: response to bacterium. The coding region runs from base 1 to 873 and encodes 290 amino acids. The transcript has 5 exons. The record is from RefSeq and is a predicted model, not a curated record. Lineage: Eukaryota; Metazoa; Chordata; Actinopteri; Scombriformes; Scombridae.